UCGAACCAUUUGGACGUCUAUAGAUUUCUUAGCUACUCUUUUAAAUUAAAUAAAAAGUUAAGCAACAAUGCCUCCGCCGCAUGAUCAUUGUGGUGGCCCGCCGCAUCGCCGUGGACCAGUGAUCAAGGUCCAAAUUGCACCACCAUGGCCCCGACGCCAUCAUCGUCCGCCACCUCAGGUUGUGGUGGUUCAACAGCCACCGCCACCACCACCACCAGUUAUGGUGGUGCAACAGGCGCCGCCACCGCCAUACUAUCAGCAACCACCUCCCCCACCACCCGGUGGCAGUCACUACCACAAUCCACAAUAUUGAGGAGGAACUACCUAAAACUAUUCCCGAUUUAGAGGAGGAAUUAGUUCUGAAAGCUGCCAUAUUGAAGUGGAACUACAAUAAAAUUGAAUUUAUUAUAAAAAUAGAAUAAGAA
Messenger RNA from Drosophila serrata, 425 nucleotides. RefSeq lists its product as uncharacterized. NCBI's taxonomy places the organism in Eukaryota, Metazoa, Arthropoda, Insecta, Diptera, Drosophilidae. The record is from RefSeq and is a predicted model, not a curated record.